GUAAGUUUUACCAUGGUUUCAUUUCCUCUUGCAAAACUAGGUAUGCUAGCUGUCAGGCAAAUAAGUAAACCCAUUGUCAAAGUAAUUAAGCAAACUGCCGAAACAAAUCAAACAUUUAGAGCAUAUCUAGUUAAUCCAAUAGCGCAAACCUACCAUUGGAUUGGGGUAAGAUCUAAAAUGUGGAUGAUAGGCAUGAGCCAACCGAAGUAUGUGCCACCAUUAAACAAAUCCAUGGCUAUUGAGACUGGCAGUAACCUAAUCGGUGAGAUAUGCCUAUUUACAGUUUGUGCCAGCUUGAUUUCACUGGAGUUUUUACGCCAAUCGAAAAAUGAUCAGAUUAAAAAUAAUAAACAAAAGGAAGAGAAGGAAAAACUGAUAAAAGAGAUUGAAGUAUUGCAAGAUCGUGUUAUGGCUCAGACUAAUGAAAUUUAUAGUCUUAAAGCCAAGUUGUAUCAAUUGCAUAGGGUUCUGAAUUAAAAACGUAUAAACACCAAGUAAAUAUGUGUAAAUACCUUAUCCAAUAGAUUUUUUGUUAAUAAUUCAAUUGG
Molecule: messenger RNA, 548 nt
Organism: Drosophila grimshawi
Lineage: Eukaryota; Metazoa; Arthropoda; Insecta; Diptera; Drosophilidae
Product: putative OPA3-like protein CG13603
Exons: 3
Coding region: 13-477 (154 amino acids)
Biological process (GO): regulation of lipid metabolic process
Cellular component (GO): mitochondrion
Source: RefSeq, a predicted model, not a curated record